AUGGCUUACACAUUCGUCUUGCCUUGCAGAUCGGUCUCCCGUGGCCUUAUCAACCUCGAUUCCUAUGAUGAGCAAGUCAACAUUAUGGGUCAAGAAAGCGAGUACGAUGCAGAUGUAGAAUAUACCGAUAUCGAGGAGGAGGUUCCGGAAAUCGAAGUCAAUAAAGCAACUACUGCAACCACUCAAGCAGCAAAUCCCCUAAUCAUCGCUUGGAGACCCCUCAACACUACACAAUCGGGCAUCUCAGGGGUUGAGGUUGCUCAGGUUGACAUCUUAGCUCAAGCUAGUAUUCUUCAAGACGGAAACUGGCACGCUGUUCAUACUUCGCAGAUUGAACCUGUCCAGACCGAUCUUCCUCGAUUUGGUGGCUGGACACCCAUUAACAACCCACCGACCAACUCUUCGCCAACCAGUCUCACACAAAUGAAAACUUCGGAAACCGAGGAUACUCGAUCUAGCGCCGUUCAUCCUAGUGAUUGGUCGGUCACAGGUGGCUCACAGACCGAUACUUCGCAGGUCACUAGUGUCGAGCUGGAAAAGCCAUCUAGCUACCCACAAAUCUGGAACCUAUCGCAUUUGCGUUCGAGAAACACAACAAUUCCUGCCAUGACGAACAUGGUUAAUGUACCCCAGCUCAAGCUCCAGUUCAGAAGAUAUAAGAAAGAAUACACCUCCGCGACCACUCAAGAGCAAAUCAAAUGGUUCAGAUACCGCAUUGCAUGCUUGAAUCUGGACAAGAAGAGCGAUGCAGAUACUGAAAUGGCAGAUAUAAAGUUACAAUGGGGCAGACUCUGGGAGAGACGUAGAUGGUUGAAGCAAGAAAUGAAGAAGAUCAAGAAUAUUGAUACAAUGGCAAGACGUAGACGUCAAGAACGCCUGAAGUAUGAUUUGAGGGCAGCUUAUGAUAUUGGAUUUAUCAAGUCACUUAAGGAGAAUUGA
Messenger RNA from Botrytis deweyae, 939 nucleotides. RefSeq lists its product as uncharacterized. Lineage: Eukaryota; Fungi; Ascomycota; Leotiomycetes; Helotiales; Sclerotiniaceae. Bases 1 to 939 code for a protein of 312 amino acids. The transcript has a single exon. The record is from RefSeq and is a predicted model, not a curated record.